Clupea harengus (Atlantic herring) is the source of this 1510-nucleotide messenger RNA. It is a transcript of the gene tomm22, whose product is annotated as translocase of outer mitochondrial membrane 22 homolog (yeast). Gene Ontology annotation, biological process: intracellular protein transport. The record is from RefSeq and is a predicted model, not a curated record. Lineage: Eukaryota; Metazoa; Chordata; Actinopteri; Clupeiformes; Clupeidae. Gene Ontology annotation, cellular component: mitochondrial outer membrane.
CCCAAGUGACCUCGGUGGUGUGGUGUAAAGACAGUGCAUGCUCUGUGGAGUACUUGUAACACUACAUGUUGGAUAUUAAUCGCGCACACAAGGGAACAAUCACGAGUUAGUGAUUUAAUAUUACACCGCCACAAACAGCCUUUAUUAUUCCAGCUCAAAGACGGUAUUACAGCAGAAGUUAUGGCUGGAAUUGAGGGACUUUCGCCCGCUGCGGGCCCUGUCGCAACCCGGCCCCCCGAGGACGAGAUUGAAGAUGAUGAAGAUGAGGAUUUGGAUGAGACGCUGGUGGAAAGGCUAUGGGGACUUACAGAGAUGUUCCCGGAGUCAAUGCGCAGUGCAGCAGACGUGUCAGCACAGUGCUCUUUCACACUUGCCAAGAAGCUUUACAGCUUCUCACGUGCUGCGCUUUGGGUUGGCACCACUUCUUUCAUGAUCCUUGUCCUGCCUGUGGUGUUUGAAACAGAGAGACUACAGCUUGAGCAGCAGCAACUUCAACAGCAAAGACAGAUCUUAUUGGGACCGAAUGCUGGGAUGUCUGGUGGUAUGCCUGGAAUGAUGGCCCCUGCACCAGGGAAGAUUUGAUGACAGAGCGACAAGACGAUUAGAUCAGAAAGAAUAGGGGUUGUGAGAGGGCAAAAAGAGCGCUUCCAGGGGUCAGCACGCACGCUCAUUCCAACAAAGCAGUGAAACGAGAAAGGGUAGUAGACGGAUGGAGUGGAAAGAUAAACCUUCCUCUCACUCCCUCUGCUCAUAAUAUCCUCCUGCGUGGACUGACCUCUAAGCACUGAUCUUUUAUGUUUUUUUUUUUUUUUUUUUCAUGUACUAUAUAGUUCUAUAUACAUUUAUGUUUCCAAGGCAGUGAUGGUGGUCCAUCUCGGAAGGGUUGUUUCGAGUUGUUUGAUUGCAAUCGUGUGUGUGUCCUCUUUUGUCUGGGGUACAAAUUGUCUGUAAAAUAGUCCCUAGCCUGUUGCUGGUGUAGCCAACAUGUUAGUGGAAUCACACUAGCUUUAAUAAAUAUACAUGUGGGAGGGGUUAGAUGCAUUCAGACAUCUUCUGUUUGUCUGUUAUGUGGAUUUUAACAAUAUGGUCAUGUCAUCCACAAGAAUGGAAGCUCUAUGAAAGAAGCAGUCCUGACUUUGCAGAUCAAGCCAUAUAACUGUACUGUCCAGAAUUCUCUUACCUUGGUUUCUUUAUGGCAACUUGCCUAGAAUUAAAUAUGCGGAACAUUUAAAAACAUACUGUAAAAAAAUUGAACGACAUUGUUACCCUGUAUGUCAAGACAAAAUAUAGUCCAAAUGUAUGUAUUGUCCUGAUUGUGUUAAAGAUACAUUCUCCAACUACCCCUAUAAAGAUGUACAGAGUGGUAUUCAAACAAUCGCUGAAGCAGCUAAAUGUUGUAUAGUGGCGAAGGUGAAUUGUUGAAUUCUAUUUAUUGUCUUUUUACCUCUGCUUUUGAAGCAAAAUCCAUGUAUGAAGAGACAGCAGAAAUAAAGACUGGAAACAACAGUGA